This is a messenger RNA of Cyprinodon variegatus (sheepshead minnow), 2354 nucleotides long. RefSeq names its product PQ loop repeat containing 3 (gene slc66a3). The transcript has 7 exons. NCBI's taxonomy places the organism in Eukaryota, Metazoa, Chordata, Actinopteri, Cyprinodontiformes, Cyprinodontidae. Bases 104 to 724 code for a protein of 206 amino acids. The record is from RefSeq and is a predicted model, not a curated record.
ACAGUGUUUGCAUCACGGCAGCAUCUGGAAGCUAGUAUUACAGUAGUUAAAGCAGAAUAAAGAAAGAUUUAAAAGAGAUAGAAAGUUCCUAUAUUUCGGAAGCAUGGAGUCCGACCUGUUGCUGCACAUCGCCAACUUCAGCACGCUGUUUAUGUGCAUGGUGCUGAAGUUUCCGCAGAUCUUCGUGCUGAUGAGAGCGAAGAGCUCAACGGGGGUCAGCCUCAACAGUCUGCUGCUGGAGCUCAUCGGAUUCAUAGUUUUUGUAACUUACCAGAUGUACUACAACUACCCACCCCCAACAUACCUGGAAUAUCCCAUCCUCAUUGCUCAAGAUGUCAUUCUCCUGCUCCUGAUUCUUCACUACAACGGCAGCCUGCGGCAGAGCCUGGUCUACGCCUUGCUGUUGAUCGGAGGCUGGAAGCUCCUCACUGUGGAGAGGUGGAUCAUAGAUCUGGCCAUGAGCCUGUGCACAUUCAUUAGUGCAGCCAGUAAGUUCGCCCAGCUGCAGUGCAUGUGGAGGUCCAAGGAUGCCGGACAGGUUAGCGCCCUCUCCUGGGCCAUGGCCACCUACACAUGUAUGGCGCGGAUUUACACAACCACAGUGACGACAGGAGACGUGCAGGUUCUCGUUCGAUUUGUGGCAAUGACUCUGCUGAACUUGUGGGUGCUGCUCACUGUUAUCUAUUACCAACAAAGAAGAAGCAGCUCAAAGAAAGCAGAUUAAAUCCAGGGGGCAACCUGGACGGGCUGUGCUUCGGAGCCCACUGCAUCGCCAAUGAUAUAGGAACAAACAGUCUAACAGGUUAACGGUUACAUUUCAGCUGAAAAGAGAUUCACCCUUUUUCACUGCCAGGGAUUUUACUUAUAUAAAAAAAGUUCUGGUCUUUACCACGUUCUUAAAUGGAUCAAAUCUUACCUUUAUUAUAUAUAUAAAAAAAAAAAGAUUACCGGUAUAUACUUCCAGUAUUUUGAUGAAAAUCUGUUGGUGAAUGAAAACCCUGAUAUUUCCAUAGGAUUAAAGAGGAAAGUUCAAGCCAGGAGCUGCUAAUUAGACCAGGGAUCACACUGAUCAAUAUAUUAACUCCUGGUUUGAACACCAACAGAGCGUACAUGUCUAACAACACAAUGCCAAGAUUGAAGGAAGUCUUAAGAGAAGCAAUGUUUUCUGCUCGUUUUUUCCCCAAGGCAUAAAUCAACAGUAAAGGUCCUUUUCAGUUAACUCUGCGGUCAAACUUUGCAAAGCUCAGAUAAAAUGCAGGAAUCCCAAGAGCUUCAAUGUCUCAGGUAGUUGGUGUCACUUUAGUGCAGGAAAGAUCUGGUCACAGAUUUUAUUGGCAAAAUCUAAAAUGCUUUUUUAGAUAAAUAAAUUCUUGACAUUUAUCAACUAUUAGAAACAAACUAAUGGAGGAUGGUAUCCAUUAACACCUGAUUUGAUGUAAAAAAGUCUUUGGAAGGAAAAAUAUUUUUAUUUUUCGCUUCUACGACAUGUCAUAUUAAUGUUUUGAGAAUAUAAACAAUUUUAAUCACAAAGGGGGAUAUUUUCCUAUGGAAAAACAUCACUAUGAAUGUUACUCGUAGACCACUCUUGGUUAGGUCAUUCAUUCAACAGCAAAGGCUUGGUCCAAACUUGUCAAACCACAGUGGGAAAAACUAUAACUGAAUGUCUGAAAAGGGAGGAAUAACCCAGAGCUGGACUUUGUUUACGUGGCAAUCCAGUUAGAAAUCUCUCAUUUGUUUCUGGCCAUCUUAGUCCUCCAGUUUUUAGUUUUUAUACAUCCAGCCUUCUUGGCUGAGUCAGUUUUUCAAAAGGCGAUCAGUUCUGACCGUCUAUCAUUUUAGAACCUUACAGUAAGUUAUAAUAUUUCGUCAGAAAACUGACUUCAGUAAACAUCUACAUGAAAGAGGGACCACUGUAUUUGAUCAGAGCUCUGACUCUCCUGAUAGCCCAUAAUGAGAUCAGAACCUCAAUCUAUUGAAACAGAUAGGGUAUAAAAAAAAAACACCCAAAACCAUAAAAAGCUAAUAUAUUAAUAUCUACUUUCAAUUUUUGUGUGUUGUUUAUCCCUAAAGAAAAUCAUAGAAAUCCCUGACUCCUAUGAAUAUAGUCUAAGAAAUGGGUCUAAUAAUGUGAACUGGAGCAGUCUGAGCAUCUCGGGUUACAUUUAAAUAAUUUACCGCCUGCUAAAGAACUUAUGAACAGAGAUAGGGUGAACUUACUUCUUCAGAUUUUAUAUAAAUAUACUGAUCAAACAUUCCAAUACUGAUUAUUCCUGUAGCUUUGAAGUAUUUGUUUUUAACCAAAAAGUUUUACCGUCAAAACUCCAGUUUAUUCACAUCUAAUGUUAUUAUCUGUU